CUACCUACAUUUGUCAUAAGAGAUGUAGUCAUUCAAAAGUUACAAGCAAUUCAUGCGUGGUGAAAAACACACUUUAAUACUAACCCCAUAACAAGGUUAUAUCGUAUAGCUACCUGUAAUGAAAGAAAUAGGCCGGAUGGAUUUGCUUAAGGGAUUUUUGUAUGCCCUAGGGAUUCUUAGUGCUGUUUCAUCUGUAAAUGGAUCCUUCUGCUCAAAGGCGAAUCGGACCCAGAACUUGGCAAAAUGUUUAGAAAAGACCAGAGAAAUAAUGCUCGAACCCAACAAGUUCUGGUUUGGUAACCAGUAUGCUAAUCAAUGUCCACUCGGUGAGGACAGCGGGGUAUUUUGUAGGAAUCCCAAACCGACGAUGACGAGUAUUCAUCAGCGAUUAUUUCCUGCUUUGGAGCACACCGACGGACUUGACAGAUUUCUGGAAUUAGAGUUUCAUUCUGAAGGAAAGAACUACGAAGCCUGUGGGAACAAAUUUAGAACAACAGAAUCGUGGAAAUAUGACGUGGAUCCCACCUCUGACACGGUUGUCUACCCCUGGUAUGUGAAAAACUUCCCUAUUUCCGUCAACUGGAACUACACCGCGGGGGAAUAUUACACGCUGAUGGUAUAUGACGCAGGGUAUUUGACGUGCAAUGGUUUAUACAUCAAUAUACCACAAGAUGACUUCCAGUCCGCUGAGGUGAUUCGACACUACGGACAACCGCUGAUUGGCACGAACAUCAAAAACCCCUACCUAUUUUUGUUGUUCAAGCAAAAUGACGAAAUCACUCUUUCUGAUGACUGGAAAAAUAAAAUCAGACAGGAAAAUACGGCCGGUGCAUGGACCAUUGAAGAAUUUACCACGGCUGUGAACAUGAGCGGUCUUGUGGCAGUAAACUUGAUUGUGGUAACUGGUGACGAAUGGAUUGCACAGACUAUGAUGGACAGGGGCGGUCCGUAUGCUCUGUGCCCACUCUAUGCAACGGAAGCUUUGCAUAAGAAGCCAAGAACAUUUAUUCCAAAUGAUGCACAGCUUUCUGUAUGGAUAGAUUUUGAUUUCAUGAACCCUUCAAGCCACACAAUAACAGCGUGUUGCAAGGAGACCACAUACCCGGCAAGAAACUUCACAUUAAACCCUCUUGGCACUGAUGUUCUAAACACUUGGGACGUCCGAACUGACGCUCCACAUACACUCAAAUUUACAAAACUUGGCUACUAUUCCCAGCGUCACAAUUUCACAGGAGACAUGCAUACCGUGAUAUCCGUGGAUCCAGAUGUUCCUAUUCCGGCAUUUGGCACUGAAGAACUACCGAUUCUGCACGGGAUCGUCACAAACAUCGUUGAUGGAAACCUGAAAGGAGGUGAGGAAGGACUGACAUGGACUGGACCACGCCCACCAAACGACGUCCCACACUAUUACUACACGCUGCUGUACAAACAGCAAGCAGAAAUAAACGCUACAGAAUUGAGGUACAAGUACGCUGGAAACUGCAGUGGUAGACUUGAAGGAAGAUGCUUAUACGACAUCAGCCGCGCAGUAAGUGAAAACAAUCUGACUCUUGUUGGCGCCACAUGGUUUUUGGCACAAAAAGAUGCAUAUGUUCUACAGCGUCUGGCGGAAACGCCCGGAAGUAACGAGGCGGAAGUUUGUAAAGGCCAACCUGGAUAUAGUAACCCCUGCACUACAGAUUCCAGCACAGCUGUGUUUCCAUCGAUUAUCAGUGUUUGCAUAUUAUUUUUGUUAUCGUUAUUGACAUUUUAGAGAUAUCAGUUUCAAAAUUUCGUUCUUUUUACUAUUUCUAAUAAGGUCUAUUUUCAUGAGGAAAUAGAACUAACUUUUUUCUAACAUGGAGUUGUCGUUCUUAUAUUUUGCAUCCGGACGUGAAUUUAAGGAACAACAACUCUUUGAAUCUUUGAAAGAAACUGAUCAAUUUCUAGGAUGGCUGCUUUCCUUUUCAGUGGCAUUCAGUUUGAAGCCUGCUUAGUGUUAAUUUUGAAAACAAAUCUUGUUACACUAUAAAACAGAAAUCCAUUACUACAUAUACAUACUGUGACUUUCGUUCGUUCUGAAAAAACUAUAUAUCCUUGCACUAUACUACAAAUUAUUGAGUAGAUAUAGCAAAUUUUGUCAUAUAAAUAUGCUUUGAUAUUUUAAUAAGAAUACUUUAUGUUCCUUGCAAACAUGUAGUGACAUAAGAAAGAAACAUUUCGGUAAAUAUAUAACAUGGAUUUAUUUAGGGAAGUAAUAUCUUAAGGUGUAUUGUUCAAAUAUGUUUUGCCAAAAAUGUUAAAAUUGCAAUGUGAUUUCAAUUUCGUUGAUAUGCUCAAAUUAUUUAGGUAGUGGACCUGUAUUGAUAAUCGGCAGAUAACGUAAUCUCCGUAAACUGUUUUGACAUGGCACCGAUUUUUACCAAAAAUCAUUAUUGAGCCGCGCCAUGAGAAAACCAACAUAGUGGCCUUGCGACCAGCAUCCGCGCGGUCUGGUCAGGAUCCAUAAUGUUCGCUUUAAAAGCCUAUUGCAAUUACAGAAACCGUUAACGAACAGCAUGGAUCCUGACCAGACUGCGCAGAUGCGCAGGUGGGUCUGGAUCCAUGCUGGUCGCAAAACCACUAUGUUGGUUUUCCUAUGGCGCGGCUCAUAUGCGCGUUGAGCUUUAUUUACAUCCCGAAAAUGCCGAACUGCCUAACAAGAAUACGUAAUCACACGGAAACUACCGAGGGCCAUUUCGGGUCCACUACCAUGAUUAGAUAAAAUUAAAAUUUGAAAUAACUUUCAGAUACUAACUUCAUAUAUAUUUUUAUAUGUAUAACAAUGUUUUAUAUAUGUACAUGUACAGUGGAACCUCCCUAAUCCGAACCCCUCUAAUCCGAAAACCUCUCUAAACUAAACGUAUUAUUUGGUCCCAUUUUUUUCUUAAUCAUUUUCUAUUGUAAAAAUAUUAGACAUGUUCCACUGUAUAACGAGCUGUUGUGCACAUUAUUGUAUACAGAUGUGCUGGGCCUUUUUUCAUCACAAGCCAUGUAAAGUGUAAGAAAUAUUCGUAACAUAUGUCACAUUUCAAUAAAUGGCAUAUAUGUUUGGUCAUUUCGGUGUGGUUGGACUAUGAAGCGCAUAAUUCACAUCUGUUGUUGACAGUCUUAAAUACAAAGAAUACAGGUGCGAUGUUUAACUAAUCAAAAACGAAAAAGGAAACAAAUUCAAAAUAUAGUAUAGCAUUUCAUUAUUGACUGACCCAAAAAUUAUGCCGAAUGUCUAUGCUAUAUACACUUAAGACGUGUUGAAUGAAAACUUACAAUGAAAUAAUGCAGUUUUCGUAACUGCUUAAUUUUAGCAUGUAAUUUUAUUGUCAUAAUACUGAGCGAUGCAUUGACGAAAAUAAUUGAUUCAGAUUCUUAGUUUUGCCGUUUACUUUGUAGUAGUGCCAACUUCAAAUAGGUAAAAAACAUUUAAAAUAACUUAUACAAAUGUACAAAUGAUCCUUAAGAUAGAAAAGCCCCGGAUCCAGGACCGGGCCGAUGGAGCUCAUACCCUACCCCAAGUUGGCUGAGAAGUGACCUAUAUACUCACCAAUGAUGCACUCUACUAUUUUGGCAAAGGAAUUAUACUGAUCCCCUCCCCCAUCAAAAGGGUAAUACCCCUCUAUUACAUCAAAAGUAGGGCCUAAAAUGCACAAGAGGCCGAAAUAUCAUGCCUGUAUUUCAAAACUUUUCAAGGGGGAGCCGGAAUCGCCUGUCCCGUCGUCCGUCCCACAAGGCCGUCGCCUCGAGACCACCAUUUCAUAACUGUAUAACAACAAUUUCCAGGGGGAAAAAGAAGACCCGCUUAGAUGGAUAGAGGCCUCUCGGCGCUAUAUAUACGCUACGGCAAUGACGUUUUCGUUCUAGACUGGUGCCCCCCACCCCAAGUCAAAUAUUUCUGGAUCCGGGCAUGAAAAGACACAUUCCUUCAGAAAUUUGUUCUGUUUUAUGUGGUGCCCAUUAAACACAUAAAUUAAGAAAUGUAUUAGUACUUAUAUGUAUCGAUACAAUAUAGUCCGGAUAUGAAAUGUAGUCAAUAUUAUCUUGUAAUAAAAUGAUAUUCAUUAUCUUAACAAUCUAUUUAAACUAUAUUGUAUUAUGUGUUUUUCUGCGAGAUGUUGGUAAAUUUUUUAUGCUGUCCGAGUUGUUUAUAAAUGGAUUCGCCAAAUCAUUCGGUACGGUUUAGAAUAGAUGCGAUGCGCUUCCCCUGUGUUAAACACUGGCCCGCAACUCUUAUGAGCUUUUAUUAGUAUUGUAUUAAACGAAUUCUAUCUAUUCAUUUGUAUCUUUAAUUAUUAAAAAAAACUAUAUAUUGUUAUGCUCAAAUAAAUAUUAAACCAGUU
Molecule: messenger RNA, 4352 nt
Organism: Mercenaria mercenaria
Lineage: Eukaryota; Metazoa; Mollusca; Bivalvia; Venerida; Veneridae
Exons: 10
Coding region: 119-1753 (544 amino acids)
Source: RefSeq, a predicted model, not a curated record